Molecule: messenger RNA, 2059 nt
Organism: Pangasianodon hypophthalmus (striped catfish)
Lineage: Eukaryota; Metazoa; Chordata; Actinopteri; Siluriformes; Pangasiidae
Product: glycine N-acyltransferase-like protein 3
Exons: 7
Coding region: 1199-2035 (278 amino acids)
Cellular component (GO): mitochondrion
Molecular function (GO): glycine N-acyltransferase activity
Source: RefSeq, a predicted model, not a curated record
UCUCAGUGUUUACUAUAUAGGGGAUAUCUCCAUGUGAAUGUACAGUAUAUACACUACAGUACAAUACAGUAUAAUAAUAGAACUUUGUAGGUCAUUCCUUAGGAUUCUAUCGCUAUUUUAUGUGGACGAAUGUUUUUUAAUUGUAAUCUGUAGCAAGAUGAGUUAUUAAUGUCUUUAAUAUACUUGACAGAAAGACUCCAAAUACAGCUGCCAACAGUGCACAAAAUGAAAGCUGAGUUGUAAUCUGCUACUCUUGGGACAACAUCCAGGUGUAGAAUAAAGUGCAGCAUCAGGGAAAAUUGUGCCAUCUAAUGGUUAUUUAGUGCAUGCUAAUGGUAGAACUAAAAAACAAAAAACCCAAAAACUAGCCCACAAUUGCUUCCUAGGCAGUUCUGAAUUCUAGCCUAAAUGACAGACUUGUAUGUACAGCCACCAGCCUCUGAAGUUGUGUAGUUGGAUCAGUAGGCUCAUAUGUGCUUAUAAGCAAAGGCGGGCCCCCAAGAUCAAACACCCAACAUCCAUCGAGUUAUCUGGAUACUAACCCACUUCAUUGCCCUGUGGAGUUUCAGGAGUGUGCAGAAUCUACAUCAUGCUUUAUUUGUAAAAUAGUGACUAUCCUUAACUAGAGCACCAUGGAGUGACCUGUUAUUUCUGUCGUUGCUUGCAAAAAAAAAAAAAAAAAAGUGUGUGUGUGUGCUGUUAAUGUAAUUGGAUAACUAAAAGGUGUUAUGUUGUCUGGAGAGAGUGAGUCAGACUCGUUGGACUGCAUUUUGUUUCUGACUGCAUUUUGUUUCUGACUGCAUUUGAGCAGCAGGAGCUUUGCAGAAACAUGAAGGUGCCGAGCUGGUGCUGAGGUGCUUAUGUUUAAUCACUGGUCUUUGCAGGUGUGAAUGAAUAAGUGCGUAAGUGUUUUUGAAAAACUCUGUAAAAUUAUUGUAUUCUUUUUUUUUUCGGGUCUUCAAUUAUAUAGUUAUGUUUUUAGAAUUAAUAGUGUCAAAGCUGACCCCAUAGUGCUGUUGGACCAGUGGCCAGAUUUCAGUGUGCUACUCAUCAGAGCAAAAGGGUGGCAGAAACCAGACCUUUUUAAAGUCAUAAGCUUUUUUACCGAGGAUAAAACAACUCUCAGGAACAUACUGAUCGGGACAGACGUUCUUGACUGGAAGCAGUACCUCAGUCUACACAGGAGCUUUACAGAGCCAUGAAGCUGCUGAGCAAGGAGGAGCUGAGGAAAGCAGAGGAAGCACUCACACAUUACUUUCCCCAGUCACUGCAGGUAUAUGGAUAUAUUUGUAUAAUUAAUAGAAUAGAAGCUGAUCCCUCAGAUGUGCUGGUGGACCAGUGGCCAGAUUUCAGUGUGCUAUUUAUCAGACCAAAACGGCAGCAGAAAUCAGACCAUUUUAAAGCCAUAAGCAUUUUUACCAUGGAUGAAACAACUCUCAGGAACAUACUGAUCAGGACAGAUGUUCUUGACUGGAAGCAGUACCUCAGUCUAAGUGUUGACCUGUGCCAUGAGGAGAUGCUAAAGUUCGUAGCUGUGAGCAGAGGGGUGCCAGUGAACAAAGAUCAUGUGUGCCACCUGAUGCAACUGCAGAAUCCGUCUAACCUUACAAGUGAAAGGUUACCCAUACGAGUAUCGUCACUUAACGAGUCGCACAUUGCUCUGGUCAAUAGCACGUGGAAGUUUGGCAUUGGUGAAUUCAGUGAAGCGUCCAUCAGGAACAUGAUCAUGAAUUUCCCUUCGUGUUGCGUGCUGGACUCAGAGGGUCGGCCGGUGUCAUGGAUUUUGACCUAUGCUUCCUGCGCGAUGGGAAUACUGUACACAAUGCCAGAGCACAGACGGAAAGGCUACGCCAAAGCCCUGGUCACCAUAUUGGCAAAGAAACUGCAUUCAGAGGGCUUCCCAGUCUACUGCUUCAUUGAGGAGGAGAACCAACCAUCCUACAGGCUCUUUACCAGUUUAGGUUUCACUGCAGAUCCGUCUUACAGGGCUGCUUGGAUUAAAUUUAAUCGAGCAUGUUUAAUCAAGGCUCCAUGAAGACUCCCUGAAAUCUCAUGAAAU